Messenger RNA from Eleginops maclovinus (Patagonian blennie), 1317 nucleotides. Its product is annotated as alpha-1A adrenergic receptor-like. Bases 1 to 1317 code for a protein of 438 amino acids. NCBI's taxonomy places the organism in Eukaryota, Metazoa, Chordata, Actinopteri, Perciformes, Eleginopidae. The record is from RefSeq and is a predicted model, not a curated record. The transcript has 5 exons. Gene Ontology annotation, cellular component: plasma membrane. Gene Ontology annotation, biological process: cell-cell signaling; positive regulation of cytosolic calcium ion concentration; positive regulation of MAPK cascade. Gene Ontology annotation, molecular function: alpha1-adrenergic receptor activity.
AUGAGUGUGUGGACUAACGGAUCCUCCUCGGAGAUUCUUGCCGGGAAGGAGGCUCCUCUGCCGGGCUCCAACUCCUCCUUCCCCCCCACUCUGAAGCUGGUCCGGGCGGUGCCGGUCGGCCUGGUAUUGGGAUCCUUCAUCCUGUUCGCCAUCGUGGGGAACACCCUGGUCAUCCUGUCGGUGGUCUGCAAUCGACACCUGCGCACCCCCACCAACUACUUCAUCAUCAACCUGGCCAUCGCCGACCUCCUGCUGGGAACCACCGUGCUGCCGGUGUCCGCCACUCUGGAGGUCCUGGAUCACUGGGUGUUUGGCCGUGUGUUCUGCGAUGUCUGGGCGGCGCUGGACGUCCUCUGCUGCACGGCGUCCAUCAUGUCUCUGUGCGUCAUCUCCAUCGACCGGUACAUCGGGGUCCGGCGCCCGCUGCAGUACCCCAGCAUUGUGACGGAAAAGCGGGCGCUGCUCGCCAUGCUGGCCGUCUGGAUCCUCGCCAUCAUCAUCUCCAUCGGGCCGCUGUUCGGCUGGAAGCAGCCGCCGUCACAGGACGACUCGGUGUGCCGAAUCACGGAGGAACCGUUCUACGCUCUGUUCUCCUCGCUCGGAUCCUUCUACUUCCCGCUCUUCGUCAUCCUCUUCAUGUACUUCCGGGUCUACGUUGUGGCCAAACGCACCACCAGGAACCUGGAGGCCGGCAUGAUGAGGGAGUGGCAGGCGGGUUCCCAGGAGCUCACGCUGAGGAUCCACUGCAGGAACCAGAACCAGAACCAGGACCCGGGUCGCAGCGCUCUAAGCCUCAAACUGAUGAAGUUCUCCCGAGAGAAGAAGGCGGCGAAGACGCUGGGCGUCGUAGUCGGGAUGUUCAUCCUCUGCUGGCUGCCCUUCUUCCUCGCCCUGCCCAUCGGCUCCUUCAUCAGCAGUCUUCAUCCUCCUGAAACGUUCUUCAAAGUGAUCUUCUGGUUGGGAUACUUCAACAGCUGCCUGAACCCCAUCAUCUACCCCUGUUACAGCAGGGAGUUCAAACAGGCGUUCAUCCGGAUCCUGCACUGCCGAUGGCGUCGGAGGCAUCGUGGCUUCAAAAGUUCCUCCGGGUCCUCGUGUCGCAGUCAGCAGAACUCCGGCAGCUCGUCCUUCCUGAGCGGCAGCUGGCAGACACUGUCCAAAAGCCCCGCCUCCAGGCCCCGCCCCACAAGAAGCCCUACCUCCAGGCCCCGCCCCACGGGAGGCCCCGCCUCCAGGCCCCGCCCCACGGGAAGCCCCGCCUCCAGGUCCCGCCCUACGGGAAGCCCCGCCUCUAUAAUACGUUCUUCAUCAGAAUGA